AUGUCAAGCAAUGACCUGAACUAUGUCGUAGACACGAUGGCUACCGCUUUGAGCAAACGGCCAACCAACAGCAUCGGGUUUAUAGUGGCACCAUGGCUGUCAUCAGAAAGAAUCGUGAAUGCUCAGCGAGGCGAACGAAGGCGGGUGGAGGACAAGUGUGACGCCCGCAACCUGAUGACGGCUAUGAUUACGGUCAGAAUGCAGCCACCACCACAAAGCAAACAUGUGCCAAUGAUCUUCCAUGCUUGGGUUGUAUUUGACGAAUCAUCCUUUGGGGACAACAUCUUCAACGAAUGUGCUCUGAUGCUGGACAGGCAAGGUUCCAAUAUCAGUUGA
Durusdinium trenchii is the source of this 336-nucleotide messenger RNA. The record is from the annotation of a GenBank genome assembly. Lineage: Eukaryota; Dinophyceae; Suessiales; Symbiodiniaceae.